AAGAUGACGAGUACGGCUGACGUCGCUGUCGAAUACGUUGCUGGGGGCCUGUACCUCUCUGAUCAUGAGCACGCCCGCUAUCUCCGCGCUUCUAUGGCUGCUGGGCGCAAUCAACCGUCCGUGUUAUCGGGUAGUGGUGAGCUGUUUGGGUGGUACAAUAAUUUGCAAUCCCGACCUGCACAACGCUCGCUCUGUGUUGUUGCUGUUGCCGGUGUGUUUUGCAAGAUGUGCAAUAUCAGUACGACAAGGCCCAGGGUU
Messenger RNA from Neurospora tetrasperma FGSC 2508, 258 nucleotides. RefSeq lists its product as uncharacterized. The record is from RefSeq and is a predicted model, not a curated record. The annotation marks the transcript as partial. The transcript is spliced from 2 exons. NCBI's taxonomy places the organism in Eukaryota, Fungi, Ascomycota, Sordariomycetes, Sordariales, Sordariaceae.